CAAAUUAGCCCACUCCUGUCUUAACCUCUGCAUGCCUUAAGCUCUCUCUCUCUCUCUCUGUCUCUCUCUAAACACAAAUACCCAUUUGCCGAUAUAUCUCUCUUCUUCCUUCUCUGUUCUUAACCGGGGCUCCGUGCCCCGACACUGGAACCCGAAUCGGAUCUUCUGCUGCAUUUUUCGUUCCAUCUUUCUCCGUCGGAGGAUUCUUUUUAUCCCGAAAAAUGUACUCCGCAAUACACUCGCUGCCGCUGGAUGGGAGUGUAGGACAGGGAGAGUUGCAGGGGUCGCUUGACGGGACCAACUUGCCUGGGGAUGCGUGCUUGGUUCUCACUACUGAUCCGAAGCCCCGCCUCCGGUGGACUGCUGAGCUUCAUGAGAGAUUCGUCGAUGCUGUCACCCAGCUGGGUGGACCUGACAAAGCAACACCAAAGACUAUUAUGAGAACAAUGGGGGUAAAGGGCCUUACCCUUUAUCACUUAAAAUCCCACUUACAGAAAUACAGGUUGGGAAGGCAAUCUUGCAAGGAAUCAAAUGAUAAUUCUAAAGAUGCGUCUGUUGCAGAAUGUCAGGAUACUGGUUCAUCAACAUCAUCAAGAAUGAUAGCACAGGAUCUGAAUGAUGGCUACCAGGUUACUGAGGCUUUGCGGGUACAGAUGGAAGUCCAACGAAGACUGCAUGAGCAGCUAGAGGUGCAACGUCAUCUUCAACUUCGAAUUGAAGCACAGGGAAAAUACCUACAGUCAAUUCUUGAGAAAGCUUGUAAAGCUCUGAAUGAUGAGGCUGCUGUAUCUGCUGGGCUUGAAGCUGCCAGGGAAGAGUUAUCUGAACUAGCAAUCAAGGUUUCCAGUGAAUGCCAAGGAAUUGUCCCAGUUGAUAACAUAAAAAUGCCUUCAUUUUCUGAACUUGCUGCAGCUUUGGAGAACAAAAAUACUGCAAAUUUGCCAGCUCGAAUUGGUGAUUGCUCCGUUGAAAGCUGCUUGACUUCAACGGGGAGACCAGUUUCUCCAAUGGGUGUUGGUUCACAGGCUGCGGCUUCCAUAAAGAAAAGACCAAGGGUUGGGUUUGGUAAUGGAGACUCGUUGCCUUUGGAAGGCAACAUGCGGCAAGAAGUAGAAUGGAUGAUGAGUAAUAUUGGAUGAAUGGCAAGAGAUUUCCAUCCUAGAAACAGAAACAUAUUUCCAUCCUAAAUGUCACGGUGACCCUAAUCAAGUGUAUCAUCAGUAGUCUGUAUAGUUUUUGGAUCAGGUGGAUGCCUUUGUCUUAUAAUUUGCAAAUCUUUCCCAUUCUGCAUAAGAUUAGUGCGUUAUGUAGUUUGCUUUCCAUUUGGCAUAAGAAUGCUUUAUUCCCAUUUUAAGUGACGUUCUAAAAAAAAAAUUAUUUUGUCCCA
Hevea brasiliensis (rubber tree) is the source of this 1387-nucleotide messenger RNA. RefSeq names its product protein PHR1-LIKE 3. The transcript has 6 exons. Gene Ontology annotation, molecular function: DNA-binding transcription factor activity; DNA binding. The record is from RefSeq and is a predicted model, not a curated record. Bases 222 to 1139 code for a protein of 305 amino acids. Lineage: Eukaryota; Viridiplantae; Streptophyta; Magnoliopsida; Malpighiales; Euphorbiaceae.